UCAUUUAAUAUAGUAAAUUAGCAAACAAUUAUAGCCAAAGUUGUGAUAUGGAACAAGUGAAGUUGCUAGGUUUUUGGUAUAGCCCAUUUAGUCAUAGAGUUGAGUGGGCUCUAAAGAUUAAGGGUGUAAAAUAUGAAUAUAUUGAAGAAGAUCGAAAUAACAAAAGCUCUUUGCUUCUUCAAUCCAAUCCAAUUCACAAGAAAAUUCCAGUGCUAAUUCACAAUGGCAAGCCAAUUUGUGAAUCUAUGGUGAUUGUUGAAUACAUUGACGAGACAUUUGAAGGCCCUUCCAUCUUACCUAAAGACCCUUAUGAUCGAGCUUUAGCUCGUUUUUGGGCAAAGUUCCUUGACGAUAAGGUGGUAACAAUGGUGAAUACUUUCUUACGCAAAGGAGAGGAAAAGGAAGUUUGUGAGAUGUUGAAAGUUCUUGAUAAUGAGCUCAAGGAUAAGAAGUUGUUUGUUGGUGACAAAUUUGGGUUUGCUGAUAUGGCUGCAAAUUUUGUGGGACUUUGGCUAGGAAUUUUUCAAGAAGCCUCUGGAAUUGUAUUAGUAACAAGUGAAAAAUUUCCAAAUUUUUGUGCUUGGAGAGAUGAGUAUGUUAAUUGCAGUCAAGUCAAGGAAUAUUUACCUCCAAGAAAUGAUGAGUUACUUGCUUUUUUUCAAGGUCGAGUUCGCACUUAUGCUGCAGCUUCUGUUUCUACUCUAAAAUAAAUACAUCAUGAGUUAUCUUUUGAAAUUUCGAAUUAUAUGUCUAAAUAAAAUAGUGAAUCUAUAACGAUUUUAAUAGAUCCAAUCAUGUAUUUGUAAGCAAAAGAAAAGAAUUAAAAUAUUAGUUUCCUCAUAUUAUAUUAUUUUGAUCCCAACAAUUGUAUUAAAAAAAAAAGAACAAGAGAAGUAAGCCAUAUAAUUAUUUGAUGAAUUAGGGAGUGACAUAUACAAGUCA
Molecule: messenger RNA, 942 nt
Organism: Solanum stenotomum
Lineage: Eukaryota; Viridiplantae; Streptophyta; Magnoliopsida; Solanales; Solanaceae
Product: probable glutathione S-transferase
Exons: 2
Coding region: 48-710 (220 amino acids)
Biological process (GO): glutathione metabolic process
Cellular component (GO): cytoplasm
Molecular function (GO): glutathione transferase activity
Source: RefSeq, a predicted model, not a curated record